CUCAUCCUUUGUCUCUUCUCUAAAACAUCUAUCUGCUUUCUUUUUUUCUUUCUUCUGAUAACUAUUAAUGUACAGUAUACACACAGAAAAAUCGAGCACAUAAUUAGACAUUAUGGAAGCACAAUUGAAUCAUCCCCAAGGUACCAGAUUGCAUUCAGGGGAAGGUCACGGUCAAGUUCAUGAUGAAGGGGAACAUCAUCAUAAAACAUCAGUGCUAAACAAGGUUAAGGCAAAGGCAAAAAAGUUCACGGAUCAUCUAAAGCAUGGUCUUGGACACGAGCACGAGCACGACCCAAAUGAAGAAGAAGAAGAAGUAACUGAUGAUGAACAAAUGGAGGAAGGUGCAGAAGUUCAUGGUGGACCAUAUGCUGUUAGGAGUAAAGAUAUUCGAAAAGAGGAUAUUGGGCCAAUGGGCAAAUUGGAGAAUCCAACUAGCCCAAAGGAGGAUCGUUAUGAUUCUAUGGUGAAAAAUGAUCAAGAAGUGCAUAGGCCAACUUUGCAAAGGCAAGAUGAAUCUGCGAGGCCACCAUCUUUGGAGGGGACUCACUUUCCUGAAGAGAGGCACAGACCACCUUUUGCUGAGAGUCAUGAGAAUAAGGGCACCGAUCACGUUACUUCCCUUGAAAAACACCAACAUCAAGGACUGCAGGGUCAUGAAAAUAUUGGACCAUUAAAAGGGUUGGAGGCGAAUCCGCCUUACUACUCCCAUGAAGAGAUGGAUAGACCACCUGUUGCUGCUUCUGAGACUCAUGAGCCUAAAGGCUUUGAUCAUGUUACUUCCCCUGGGAAACUAAUUCAGGGAUUGCAUGUGCACAAAAUGGGAGAACUAGCAGGCAUAGAAGAAGAUCCUCAUGCCCCUAAAGACCGUCCAAAAAUGAAGCAGAAUCCAACAAACUAUCAAAGCAAAGUUAAUGAUCCGACAGGAGCCAACAAUGAAGAAGCAGGAGUAAGUCCACUUGUUCAUUCAUUCGACAAAAUGGGUGUAAAUGAUGCUCCAGAAACAACAAGAAAACAAGGGACUGAACGAAUUAUAAGGCCAGGUCCAGUAGCAGGGGACAUGAAACUUGAUCAAGGAACAGAACAUAGGCAGUAUACAGGAUCACAUGAUCAAUUUGCUCCACAAGAGACACCUGCUGAUUUCCCUUCAGUUCGUGAAGAUACUGAAUCAAUUCCUAAGAGUAUGAAUCCUAGCAAGCCAGAAGAUUUACCUCAGGACACACUAACUGGGAAACCUGGUAGCUAUACAGAGAAGAUUUCGUCCGCAACAACAGCAAUUGCUGAUAAGGCAGUUGCUGCUAAGAACGUUGUCGCCUCCAAGCUCGGCUACGGUGGCCCAGAGGAGGAAUCUAGCAAGCCAGAAGAUUUACCUCAUGACACAACUGGGAAACCUGGUAGCUAUACAGAGAAGAUUUCAUCAGCAACAUCAGUAAUUUCUGAAAAGGCAGUUGCUGCAAAGAACGUUGUAGCCUCCAAGCUAGGCUAUGGUGGCACAGAGGAGGGAACUAACAAGUCGAGCACCACGGAAAGUGAUAACAAUACAGCAAAAACGACCUCAGUGGCGCAAACAGUGGCAGGAAAACUUGCUCCAGUUUAUGAGAAAGUGGCAGGUGCUGGUAGCACAGUUAUGGCAAAAGUUCAGGGUACUGCGACUGGAGUUACAGGACAUGAAACCAGGGGAGGUGUUGAUGCAGAGCAUGAAGGGAAGAUUAAAGAAACUGAUAAAGGGGUGUCAAUGAAGGAGUAUUUAGCAGAGAAAUUUAUGCCCGGAGAGGAAGACAAGGCAUUAUCUGAGGUGAUUUCAGGGUCACUUUCAAGACAGAAGGAGAAAAAAGAGGAAGCAAAGCCAAUGGGGAAGGUGACGGAAUCAGAAGAAGUAGAAAGACGAUUAGGUCCUAUUGAAGAUGGUGCUUCUGGAGAAACACAUGUUGGUGAAGGGUUUGGACAGAAUGUAGUGGGUAGGGUUACAGGUGCUUUUAGUACAUGGCUUGGGAAAGGUGGUGAAGCACAGGCAAAUGAUUCUGCUGUGGGUGGAGGUGGAGGUGCUGUUGUUGGGGGGGAGGUUGAAUGAUCAAGAUGUUUUGCCAAGCAACUAGGCGAAGUUGAUAACCAUGAAUAAUCGACUUCUUUUACUUAGCGGUUUCGACGACUAAUUUCUGUUUCUCCUUUUGUUGUUUUGCUUAUGGAAAAACGUCACUAUGUUUCUGAUUAUUCCUAGGGAAGUUCUAUCUUUGCCUAUUUUGGUGUGUAACUCAUGGACAUGUGACUUUCUGUAUCUAUUGGUGGUGUCUUCCACUUUGUUUCUUCUA
Lycium barbarum (goji berry) is the source of this 2306-nucleotide messenger RNA. Its product is annotated as low-temperature-induced 65 kDa protein-like. The record is from RefSeq and is a predicted model, not a curated record. Bases 113 to 2068 code for a protein of 651 amino acids. The transcript is spliced from 5 exons. NCBI's taxonomy places the organism in Eukaryota, Viridiplantae, Streptophyta, Magnoliopsida, Solanales, Solanaceae. Gene Ontology annotation, biological process: response to stress; response to abscisic acid.